Molecule: messenger RNA, 1788 nt
Organism: Quercus lobata
Lineage: Eukaryota; Viridiplantae; Streptophyta; Magnoliopsida; Fagales; Fagaceae
Product: aldehyde dehydrogenase family 2 member C4-like
Exons: 9
Coding region: 75-1580 (501 amino acids)
Molecular function (GO): oxidoreductase activity, acting on the aldehyde or oxo group of donors, NAD or NADP as acceptor
Source: RefSeq, a predicted model, not a curated record
UGUGUUGCUAGCCGCUGUUGCACCAAAGGAGCUCUACUACUUCACAAACGACGAGAAAGGAGAGAAAAAAAAAAAUGGGGAGUCAUUCCAACGACGGCUUGGAGUCUUUUGUCAAGAUCCCGACCAUUAAGUUCACCAAGCUUUUCAUCAAUGGAGAAUUUGUUGAUUCCAUCUCAGGUAAAACGUUCGAGACAAUAGAUCCAAGAACAGGAGAGGUGAUAGCAAGAAUUGCAGAAGGAGAUAAAGAAGAUGUUGAUUUGGCCGUGAAGGCUGCACGUCAUGCUUUCGAUGAUGGUCUAUGGCCUCGCUUGUCCGGUGCCGAGAGAGCAAAGAGAAUGAUGAAAUUUGCGGACUUGAUUGACCAAAAUGUAGAAGAAUUAGCUGCCUUGGAUACCAUUGAUGCCGGCAAAUUGUUCAGUAAGGGCAAGACCGUGGACAUUCCUCAUGCAGCAAGUGUUAUCCGCUACUAUGCAGGUGCAGCAGAUAAAAUUCAUGGAGAGGUACUGAAAAUGUCAAAUGCAUUUCAUGCCUACACUUUGCGCGAGCCAAUUGGUGUGGUAGGACUCAUUAUUCCCUGGAACUAUCCCACCACCUUGUUCUUCUUGAAGGUUGGUCCGGCUUUAGCUGCUGGGUGCACUAUGAUCGUUAAGCCCGCUGAGCAAACUCCUCUCUCGGCACUCUAUUAUGCUCAUCUUGCUAAGCUGGCUGGUAUCCCUGAUGGGGUGCUCAAUAUUAUAACUGGAUUUGGGGCAACGGCUGGUGCUGCCAUUAGCUCUCAUAUGGACAUUGAUGCGGUGAAUUUCACUGGCUCCACAGAAGUAGGCCGCAUAGUUAUGAAGGCCGCAGCAGAAAGCAAUUUGAAAGUGGUUUCACUUGAAUUAGAAGGCAAGUCACCCCUCAUAAUUUUUGAUGAUGCUGAUGUAGAUAUGGCUGCUCAGCUUGCUCUCAUUGGGAUCUUACAUAAUAAGGGAGAAAUAUGUGUGGCAAGUUCUCGUCUUUAUGUUCAAGAAGGAAUAUAUGAGAAACUUGUGGAGAAAUUAGUAGAAAAGGCGAAAGCUUGGGUAGUUGGGGAUCCUUUUGAUCCCAAAGUUCAACACGGACCCCAGGUCGAUAAGCAGCAGUUUGAAAAAAUUCUUACUUACAUUGAGCAUGGCAAGAAAGAAGGAGCCACCCUAUUAACUGGGGGCAAGCCCUUGGGUGAGAAGGGAUACUAUAUUGAACCUACAAUUUUUGCUGAAGUCAAGGAGGAUAUGCUUAUAGCAAAGGAUGAAAUAUUUGGACCGGUUCUGGCACUUGCGAAGUUUAAAACAAUUGAUGAGGCAAUUAAGAGGGCCAACAGUACUAGAUAUGGUCUAGCAGCAGGUAUCGUGACCAAGGACUUAAAUGUGGCUAACACAGUCUCAAGAUCAAUACGUGCUGGCACCAUUUGGAUCAAUUGCUAUUUUGCUUUCGAUAAUGACUGCCCAAUUGGUGGCUAUAAAAUGAGUGGUUUUGGAAGAGAUUUUGGACUUGAAGCACUUCACAAGUAUCUUCAAGUUAAGUCGGUUGUUACUCCCCUGUAUAAUUCUCCUUGGCUUUGAAUAUGAUAUCCUUUCUUUGGAGUGGCAAAUGCGUGUAACGAUGUUUGCAAUAAAUUUCGAAGUCGCUGUGCAGUGCUGUACCAUGUGUGGCAUCAUGGACUGCAAGUUUAUGUUCCAUAAGAUUAUUGACGAUAUUAAUACAUUUGAGGAAAAAAAAAAAAAAAGGAAAGAAAGAUGAUAUUAAUAAAGUAAUAUCUUUUGUGUGAUA